Molecule: messenger RNA, 4287 nt
Organism: Oenanthe melanoleuca
Lineage: Eukaryota; Metazoa; Chordata; Aves; Passeriformes; Muscicapidae
Gene: ATP8B2
Product: ATPase phospholipid transporting 8B2
Exons: 27
Coding region: 115-3774 (1219 amino acids)
Biological process (GO): Golgi organization; phospholipid translocation
Cellular component (GO): plasma membrane
Molecular function (GO): ATP binding; ATP hydrolysis activity; magnesium ion binding
Source: RefSeq, a predicted model, not a curated record
UCCCCUCGCCCCCACCUCACUUCCGCCGCCGCCCGGCGCCGCCGCGGCCAUGGGGAGCUGAGGCGGCGGCAGAGGCAGCGGCCCCGGCCCGGCCCGGCCGCCCGCCCGCUCCCCAUGGGCUGCGGGGCCGCGGGCCAUGGAGCGGUGCGCGGCACACCGAGCCCCGGAGGAAGAGCGUCGAGUGCGAGCCAACGCGCGGGAGUACAACGAGAAGUUCCAAGCAACUGCAUCAAGACCUCCAAGUACAACAUUGUCACCUUCCUGCCUGUCAACCUUUUCGAGCAGUUCCAGGAAGUGGCCAACACCUAUUUCCUCUUCCUCCUCAUCCUGCAGCUGAUCCCUCAGAUCUCUUCGCUGUCUUGGUUUACUACCAUCGUGCCUUUGGUUCUUGUCUUAACCAUCACAGCUGUCAAAGACGCCACCGAUGACUAUUUCCGCCAUAAAAGCGACAACCAGGUGAACAACCGGCAGUCUCAGGUCCUGAUCGGUGGAGUCCUUCGGCAGGAGCAGUGGAUGAAUGUCCGUGUUGGAGACAUCAUCAAGUUGGAGAACAACCAGUUUGUGGCGCAGGCUGACCUCCUCCUCCUCUGCAGCAGCGAGCCCCAUGGGUUGUGCUACAUAGAGACUGCAGAGCUGGAUGGAGAGACCAACAUGAAGGUGCGCCAGGCCAUUCCCGUCACGGCGGAGCUGGGGGACACCAGCCAGCUGGCUGGCUUUGAUGGUGAGGUGAUCUGUGAACCCCCCAACAACAAGCUGGACAAGUUUGGUGGGACACUGUACUGGAAGGAGAACAAGUACCCACUGAGCAACCAGAACAUGCUGCUGCGGGGCUGCGUCUUGCGCAACACCGAGUGGUGCUUUGGCCUCGUCAUCUUUGCAGGACCCGACACAAAACUGAUGCAGAACAGCGGCCGGACCAAGUUUAAGCGGACAAGCAUCGACCGGCUGAUGAACACGCUGGUGCUCUGGAUCUUCGGGUUCCUGGUGUGCAUGGGAGUGAUCCUGGCCAUUGGCAAUGCCAUCUGGGAGCAUGAGGUGGGCGUCUGCUUCCAGAUCUACUUGCCCUGGGACGAGGGGGUGCACAGUGCCUUCUUCUCUGGCUUCCUCUCCUUCUGGUCCUACAUCAUCAUCCUCAACACUGUGGUGCCCAUCUCGCUGUAUGUGAGCGUUGAGGUGAUCCGGCUUGGGCACAGCUACUUCAUCAACUGGGACAAGAAGAUGUACUGUGCCAAGCGCCGGACGCCGGCUGAAGCCCGCACCACCACCCUCAACGAGGAGCUGGGCCAGGUGGAGUACAUCUUUUCUGACAAGACUGGCACCCUCACCCAGAAUAUCAUGGUCUUCAGCAAGUGCUCUGUGAACGGGCACAGCUAUGGUGAUGUGCAGGACAUGCUGGGUCACAAGGCAGAGCUGGGAGAGAGGCCAGAGCCAGUAGAUUUCUCCUUCAACCCUCUGGCGGACCCACGGUUCCAGUUCUGGGACCCCAGCCUGCUGGAGGCUGUCAAGCUGGGAGACCUCCACGUGCACAAGUUCUUCCGCCUGCUCUCGCUCUGUCACACCGUCAUGUCUGAGGAGAAGAAUGAAGGGGAGUUGUUGUACAAGGCACAGUCCCCAGAUGAGGGAGCGCUGGUCACUGCUGCCAGGAACUUCGGCUUUGUGUUCCGGUCCCGCACGCCCAAGACCAUCACGGUGCAUGAGCUGGGUCAGGCCGUCACCUACCAGCUGCUGGCCAUCCUGGACUUCAACAACAUCCGCAAGCGCAUGUCUGUCAUCGUCCGCAGCCCUGAGGGCAAGAUCCGGCUGUACUGCAAAGGCGCCGACACCAUCCUGCUGGAGCGGCUGCAUCCCGUCAACCAGGACCUGAGCAGCAUCACCACCGACCACCUCAAUGAGCACCGCUGGGGACUGGGGGUGCCUUCAGUGUCUGCCAGCACACCCAGCUCUGACCACUUGCAGGAGUACGCUGGUGAGGGGCUGCGGACACUGGUGCUGGCCUACAGAGACCUGGAGGAGAGCUACUACAGGGACUGGUCUGAGCGGCUGCACCGAGCUGGCAGUGCCCCUGAGGCCCGUGAGGAUCACCUGGCUCGGCUCUACGAUGAGGUGGAGCAUGAUAUGAUGCUGCUUGGAGCCACAGCCAUCGAGGACAAACUGCAGCAAGGAGUCCCUGAAACCAUUGCCAUCCUGACACUGGCCAACAUCAAGAUCUGGGUGCUGACAGGGGACAAGCAGGAAACGGCUGUGAACAUUGGCUACUCCUGCAAGAUGCUGACAGAUGACAUGACAGAGGUGUUUGUGGUCACAGGCCACACUGUGCUGGAGGUGCGAGAGGAGCUCAGGAAAGCCCGGGAGAAGAUGAUGGAUGCGUCACGUUCUGUGUGCAAUGGCUUCUCCUACCAGGAGAAACUCUCCUCCAAGCUGACCUCUGUGCUGGAAGCCAUUGCGGGCGAGUACGCCCUGGUCAUCAAUGGGCACAGCCUGGCCCAUGCACUGGAGGCAGACAUGGAGGUGGAAUUCCUGGAGACAGCGUGUGCCUGCAAGGCCGUUAUCUGCUGCCGUGUCACACCCCUGCAGAAAGCGCAGGUGGUGGAGCUGGUGAAGAAGUACAAGAAAGCCGUCACUUUGGCCAUUGGGGAUGGGGCCAACGAUGUCAGCAUGAUCAAGACUGCCCACAUUGGGGUGGGCAUCAGUGGGCAGGAAGGCAUCCAGGCUGUGCUGGCCUCUGACUACUCCUUCUCCCAGUUCAAGUUCCUGCAGCGCCUGCUCCUGGUGCAUGGGCGCUGGUCCUACCUGCGCAUGUGCAAGUUUCUUUGCUACUUCUUCUACAAGAACUUUGCCUUCACCAUGGUCCACUUCUGGUUUGGCUUCUUCUGUGGCUUCUCAGCACAGACAGUGUAUGACCAGUACUUCAUCACUCUGUACAACAUUGUCUACACGUCGCUGCCUGUGCUCGCUAUGGGUGUCUUUGACCAGGAUGUGCCAGAGCAGCGGAGCAUGGAGUACCCCAAACUCUAUGAGCCUGGGCAGCUGAACCUGCUCUUCAACAAGCGGGAGUUCUUCAUCUGCAUUGCCCAGGGCAUCUACACCUCCAUCCUCAUGUUCUUCAUCCCCUACGGCGUCUUUGCUGAUGCCACCCGUGAUGACGGUGCCCAGCUGGCUGACUACCAGUCCUUCGCCGUCACCGUCGCCACCUCGCUGGUGAUUGUUGUCAGUGUGCAGAUCGGGUUAGACACAGGAUUCUGGACAGCCAUCAACCACUUCUUCAUCUGGGGCAGCCUUGCUGCCUACUUCACCAUCCUCUUCACCAUGCACAGUGACGGCCUGUUCCGGAUGUUCCCCAAUCAGUUCCGCUUUGUGGGUAACGCGCAGAACACGCUGGCCCAGCCCACGGUCUGGCUGACCAUCGCCCUCACCACCGUCGUCUGCAUCGUGCCCGUUGUGGCCUUUCGCUUCCUUAAGCUGGACCUGAAACCAGAGCUCUCAGACACGGUGCGCUACACGCAGCUGGUGCGCAAGAAGCAGAAGGCGCAGCACCGGUGCCUGCGGCACGCGGGGCGCGCGGGCUCCCGCCGCUCUGGCUACGCCUUCUCCCACCAGGAGGGGUUUGGGGAGCUCAUCAUGUCUGGCAAGAACAUGCGCCUCAGCUCCUUGGCACUCUCCAGCUUUGCCCCCCGGCCCAGCAGCAGCUGGAUCGAGACCCUGCGGAAGAAGAAGGGCUGCGAGGGCAGCAGUGCUGGCAGCCCCAGUGGUGCAGACAAGACUCUCAAGGUCUGAGGCUGGAGGGGGUCACAUCCCCUCCAGUGCAGCUGGGGACUCCCCUCCUCUGCCCCUGGCCUGGGGAGGGCAAAGAUCCUCAUCAGCAGGGUCCCAUGGUAGGAGCAGAGGUGAUGUGGGGGCCAGUGGUGAGGUUUGGAGGAGUCUGGACUGUUGCCUUCUAGCCAAAAAUACAGUUUUUCUUCCCUGAGGUUGGCAAAUGGAUGGAUGGAUGGAUGGAUGGAUGGAUGGAUGGAUGGAUGGAUGGAUGGAUGGAUGGAUGUCAUCACCAUCAGCCCCCCUCCCAUUUGCUCCUCCAUCAGUAUUCAAUUCCACCGAGUGCAAAUGCCCCAUCACACAUGAAUGUAUCAUGCCGGAGGUGCAGGGCUCUGCGAGGACUGUGGCCUCUCUGUGCCCUACACCCACGUGUCUUUUUUUUUUUAUAUAAACAAGAAAAAAAAAAAAGGAAAAAAAAAGACCCCCAAGAAAUAGCAACCAAAACAAACAAACAAAAAAGAACUAAGGAAAAACCCU